This is a messenger RNA of Paramuricea clavata, 748 nucleotides long. Lineage: Eukaryota; Metazoa; Cnidaria; Anthozoa; Malacalcyonacea; Plexauridae. The record is from the annotation of a GenBank genome assembly.
AUGGCAGACUCUGGUACUGUGAAAGCACUUUUCUACGCUUGCUUGGCUUUCAUUGGCUUUCUAAUAACCGUCACAAUAUUUUUCAUUUACACAUUGGUAUUUCGUGUCAAGCGACAAUUCGUUUACCACAUCAGUGUUUCUGAUAGUACUAUACAUCCGUAUAGUACUAGGGAACAAAGAGUAACGGAGAGCUCAGCCACCACAGGACUUCCUGGAACCAUAGAAAACCAAGGAAACGCAGAUGAUGAUAGAGAUACGGACAGUUUAACCCGGAACCUAUCGUUCAGGAAUUUCGAAAGACCAGAGCAGCCAAUUAACACUGCGUACCAAGAAAGCAUUGAAAACCAGGUCACUUCCGAGUAUCCAGAAACCAUAGAACACCCACAGAUCACCUUGAACGAAGGACGCACAGAUGAUGGUAAAGAUACGGAUAGUUUAACCCGGAACAUAUCGCUCAGGAAUGUGGAAAGACCAGAGCAGUCAGUUGACACUGCCUACCAAGAAAACGUCGAAGCAAGCAUCGAGAACCAGGUUAUGACCAUGCACUCGGAAGCCAUAGAACACCCUGCACAGACUACCGAGAACAUAGGCACCAUGGAUGAUGAUAAAGAUUCGGACAUUUUAUCCCGAGGACGACUGUCGUUCACCACCUUCGAAAGACUCAUUGAAUAUGCAGGUACCACUGAAGUCUCGGAAACCACGGACCAUCCAGAAACCACAGGAUAUCUGGGGAUCCAAGGAAACCCAG